Messenger RNA from Xyrauchen texanus (razorback sucker), 710 nucleotides. RefSeq names its product GTPase IMAP family member 9-like. The transcript has 4 exons. The coding region runs from base 3 to 710 and encodes 235 amino acids. The record is from RefSeq and is a predicted model, not a curated record. Lineage: Eukaryota; Metazoa; Chordata; Actinopteri; Cypriniformes; Catostomidae. Gene Ontology annotation, molecular function: GTP binding.
CUAUGGCUUCCUGGAUGGUUCUCAGAGGGCGGCAAAGUCCACCUGGUAGCCGUCCUGACAUGAGUGACUUGAGGAUUGUUCUGCUGGGGACGAAUGCUUCAGAAAACAGUCGAGUGGGAAACGUCCUGUUAGGAAGAGCAGCGUUUGAGACUGAAGAACCUCCAGAUGUUGUACAGAGAGUUGGAGGAAAACACAUGACAGUCAUCAACACUCCAAACAUCUCACUCCAUCAGAUGACACAGAGAGUGAGAGAGUGUGUGUCUCUGUCUGCUCCAGGACCUCAUGUGAUCCUUCUGGUACUGAAACAUGAUCAGUGUUCAAGAGAAGAGAAAGAGUGUGUGGAGAUGCUGCUCAACUCUUUCUCUCACACUGUUUAUCAACACACCAUGAUGAUCACCACACACGAGUCACACACUCAAGUCAAUGACAUUAUACAGGAAAUCAUUCACAAAUGCAACGACAGACACUUCAGACUGGAGAGAAACAGCACUCCUGCUCAACUGAUGGAGAAAUGUGAAGAGAUUGUACACAGUAAUGGAGGACAUCAUCUGAUCUGUACUGAAUGUGAGAGUGUGAAGCUGAAUGUGGUUGUGUGUGGCAGUGACAGACGAUUAAAAGCCUCCAUAUCAAAUCUGAUCCUGAAUGAGAGCGACAGAAGAUCAGAGUCCAGCUCAGAGUGUCACUUUCUCAGCUCUCAGAAGAGGAAGUGA